Messenger RNA from Planococcus citri (citrus mealybug), 1143 nucleotides. RefSeq names its product short-chain-enoyl-CoA hydratase-like. The coding region runs from base 176 to 1027 and encodes 283 amino acids. NCBI's taxonomy places the organism in Eukaryota, Metazoa, Arthropoda, Insecta, Hemiptera, Pseudococcidae. The record is from RefSeq and is a predicted model, not a curated record. The transcript is spliced from 6 exons.
UGAUAAGAAGAAGUUAGUGAUAAGCACUGACUGAUGCAACUUGGAAAAUGGAAAAUGGAAAAUUGAAAUUCGUUUUGGAUUCGGCAAAAGUAUAGUUUAGUAAUUAAAAAUUUAUUUAAUUGGUAAAUUUCACUUCUAAUGUUAUUAAGGUACUAGUUUAUAUUUUAACGAAACCAUGAUCCUUCGAAGUAUUUCCAAACAAGUGAGGCACUUCUCAGUUAUCGCCACUGACACAGACCACAUUAUCUAUAGAAAAUAUCCACCUGUCGUUUUAAUUGGAAUUAAUAAUCCAGAUAAUCGAAAUGCAAUCAACGAGUCGAUCGCUGUUGAUUUAAAAAAUGCCUUAUCAACAUUUGAAAAUGACGAUGAAGCUAAAGUAGGAGUUAUUUUCGGUGAAGGUGGAAAUUUUUGUGCCGGUUAUGAUCUCAAAGAACUUGCCAAUCGAUUGGAAAAUCCACCGAAACAUUUCAUAGAAAAUGAUAUUACUGACCGCUUCAUAAGCAAACCUCUGAUUGCUGCUGUGAAUGGGUUUGCUGUUGGAGUUGGAUUUGAUUUAGCUUUAAUGUGUGAUUUGAGAAUUAUGGAAACCUCCGCUGCAUUCGGAUAUUACGGUCGACGAUUCGGAAUGCCUAUUAACAAAUUUGGAAUGCGGAGAUUAUCCGCCAUGGUAGGAUUUUCAAAAACCAUGGAUUUAAUACUAACCGGACGGGCUGUAAAAAGUGAAGAAGCAUUUAAAAUAGGUUUAGCCAACAGAGUAGUCGAAUGUGGUACAGCCAUUGGGCAAGCACUCAGUGUAGCUCAAGACAUUGCAAAAUUUCCUGAGGCAGCUCUUUUAGAAGAUCGAUUUUCCUUGUAUGAAUGUAAUUUCCCUGAUACGGCUAGUAAAUCCAUCAAAAACCUGGAUGUGUGUUCCUCUAAACAUCGAGAAGAAUUAUUACAGGACAUCAAAAAAGGUGCGAAAAUUUUUGCGGAUGGAGCUGGAAGAAAAGGUUCCUUAUUUUCCAAGUUUUUGUGGGACAAAGUUUGAAACAUUUCCAGUAUUUCCACACCUUGUUUGAGUUUGACUGAUUAAUGUAUACUUUUUACUGUUUUUUAAAUCAUUGCCAGUUACUUUACGUUAUUCAAUUAAAUAAUAUAAAUCAA